Molecule: messenger RNA, 783 nt
Organism: Symbiodinium necroappetens
Lineage: Eukaryota; Dinophyceae; Suessiales; Symbiodiniaceae
Source: the annotation of a GenBank genome assembly
AUGGGGGCCCGGAGCUGGCAGCGACGCGCGAGGCGCGCGCUGCUGCGGCUCCUGGUCCCUUUUCUGGUGAGCCUCGGCUUGGCUCAGAAGGCCUGGGUGGGGGCUUCGACGGCCACGGCGGCGGCUGGUCGGCUUAGUCGAGGAAGGAUCCUGGCCGCACGCAGCUGGGGAGUCGGCCCACUGGGCCCGGUUGAAAGCGCCGCGGCCUUCCGAAUUUAUUAUCUGCCUUUCGUGGAGCCUCUCGACAUCGAUGGCAACCUCCUGGACCAGCUCUUUGGCGGCUGGUUUGGGCCUGUGGCCCCUUUGUUGCUGGGGGUUCUGGUCUUCUGGAUCCAAGGCCAGAUCAACGCAGUUCGCCGGGAGCAGGAAGGAAAAGUCUUAAGUUCGGCCGCCAAAGCGGUUGGCUCUGCAGCCAGCGGCGCUGCCAGCAGCGCCGCUAGCAGCCUCUCGGAGAGGCUCUUGUCCUUACCGAAGGAGCAGUGGCUGAAGCUGCUCAUCUGCUUGGCCAUCGACCUCGCCGGUGACGCGACCUUCCUGCUCCCAGGUUUGGGGGAGCUCGGAGAUGUGGCAUACGCACCUCUGGAAGCCGUUGCCCUGCGCUUCUUGUUCGGUGGCGCUGGGCUUUCUGUCCUCGGCUUCUUCGAGGAAGCUCUGCCCUUCACUGAUGCCUUGCCCACCGCCACGACCGGUUGGGUUCUUCAAACGCUCUUCAGCGACUCUCCCGUCGCCAACCUCUUGGGGGUCCAGCCAUUGCAGAAGGCCGAGAAUGAGAAGAAGCCGUGA